Molecule: messenger RNA, 621 nt
Organism: Sphenostylis stenocarpa
Lineage: Eukaryota; Viridiplantae; Streptophyta; Magnoliopsida; Fabales; Fabaceae
Source: the annotation of a GenBank genome assembly
AUGGAAGGAAACUAUCUGACCAGAAACACGCAUAAAGGGGAUAGGUUUGGCUUUGAGGAGCAUUCAUGGGGAAGUUCAUGGCCUGCUAGAAACUAUGCCUGUAGCUUUUGCAAGAGAGAGUUCAAAUCUGCUCAAGCCUUGGGUGGCCACAUGAAUGUUCACAGAAGGGAUAGGGCAAGAUUGAGAUCUUCCUUACCCACAUCAUCAUGGGUUUCUGAGUGUCCUAAACCUAACCCUAGCAUUAAGCCUAACCCAACUCAACUUUCACCUUCCUCUCCAUCAUCCUGUCUAUCUAACAAUAACCUUUUGAAUUGUGCUCAUAGUUCUCCACUUUAUAACCCUUCUCUGACUUUGUCCUUUUCACUUACCCCGCCGGUUUCUCUCAAUAGCGAUAAGAAACCAAAACUCGCAUCUUCCCAGCUUCUUCCUCUUUCGGUUCCUCAGGUCAAUGAGGAAAUUAACAAAGGGAUUGGUUCGGGAGUUGAAGAAGUACAGGGUUAUGCAAUAGGGGAGGAAUGCAAGGUUUGCAAGAGUAGUGAGCAUAACAUCAAGCUGGAGUUGGGAAUAGGGUUUAUUAAACAACCAGAGAAGUUAGAUUUGGAGCUACGAUUGGGGCACUAA